UCAGUGUGAUGAUGAAGCAAGCCACGAGCCUCAGGGUGCGCCUGCCGGUGCUGGUGUUUGUGUCCGAGAUCGUGUUCCUGGCCCUGUAUGCCUGCUUCGUAACCUACGACGACAAUGCUGACGCUAAGUUUCAGAACAACCUCACCAAUCCCAUGGACAACUCCCUCUACAGGGAUUAUCCCUACUUUGCAGACGUGCAGGUCAUGAUCUUUAUUGGCUUCGGCUGCCUGCUGGCAUUCUUGCGUUUCUAUGGCUUCAGUGGUAUGGUCUUCAACUUCCUGACGGCCACGUUUGCCAUCCAGUGGGCCAUCCUGGUGCAGGGCUACUUCCAGUUCUACUCCGAUGGAAAGAUUCACCUGGGCGUGAUAAACCUUCUGAAUGCCGAGUUCGCCUGCGCCGUUGUGCUGAUCUCCUUCGGGGCCGUCCUGGGGAAGACGAGUCCAGUGCAACUCCUGGUGAUGGCUAUCCUCGAAAUCCCCGUUUUUUCCCUCACUGAGUGGGCAGUGCUCAAGUAUCUGAAGAUCACUGAUUCUGGCGGGUCUAUCCUUAUCCACCUCUUCGCCUGCUACUUUGGCCUGGGGGUCACGUUUGUGCUCUACCGCCCCUCGCUAAACAACGGCCACCCGAAGGAGCUCACCAGCUACCAGUCUGACAUCCUGUCUGUGAUAGGGACUCUGUUUCUCUGGGUGUUCUGGCCCUCCUUCAACUCGGCGCUGACCCACAAAGGGGACGACCAGCACAGGGCCAUCCUCCACACGUUCAUUGGACUGAGCGCCUCCACGCUCACUGCCUUCGCCCUCUCCACCAUGCUCAACAAGAGGGGCAAGAUCACAAUGGCCGACGUCCAGAAUGUCACCCUGGCUGGAGGUGUCACGGUCGGGGCCUCCGUUGACAUGAUGAUCUCCCCGGUGGCCGCCUAUGCCCUUGGGAUGAUCGGCUGCACAGCCUGCAUGCUCGGCUACAAGUAUCUCACUCCUUUCCUCGCCCGCCGCCUGAGGAUUCAAGACAUGUGCGGCAUCCACAACCUCCAUGGGCUGACUGGCCUCAUAUCCUGUCUAGCUGGUAUCUGCGCCAUCCUCCUGGCCUCCGAAGAGACCUACGGCCCCAGCAUGUACCAGAUCUUUGCCCAUCGCGCCCCCAUGGAGGGAGACCCAAAACUUCUGGAGCUCCAGCAGCUGAUCCCAGGGCUCAAGCCGGGCCUGGGUCGCACAGCUGAAACGCAGGCUCUCUACCAGGUGGCGGCCAUUUUUUCCACCAUAGCAGCGGCAGCGGUCGGUGGGUUGCUGACCGGUCUGGUCAUGAAGCUUCCUUUCCUGGCACCGUUCUCAGAUGACUUCUGCUUUGAUGACGAGUUGUUCUUUGACAUGCCUUCUGAUUACGAGUACCUCACCUCAAGCCUCAACCACAAAGAGCCGUUGAAGGAUGAAGAUUCAAAAGUCUGAAUGCUGGUGUCAUUACUUACUGUAAAAAGCACUGAUUUUUUUAAACAAUGAUUUACUGUGGUGACAGAGAUCUGUUGCCAUGGUGUAAAGUGCCUCUUGUCUUAUGGACAAACAUGCCUUUCUCAACAUCUGUUUGACAUUUCAUGUCAAUUUUCACAGAAAUACAGGGAAAUAAUGGUUAAUAUAGCUAGGAAUAGCUGUCCGUAUCUCACUGAUAACACCCGGAACUCCUUUUCUGUCAAGUUCAAGAAGAGUGUUAGCAUGUCUGGAUGCAGUACAGCUUAAGAAAUGUAUUAAUUUAUUCAUAAUUAUUCAUUAAGGGAAUGUUUAUCACUAGUCACAUUAUUUAUUUAUUUUUCAAACCUG
This is a messenger RNA of Alosa sapidissima (American shad), 1808 nucleotides long. Its product is annotated as ammonium transporter Rh type B-like. The record is from RefSeq and is a predicted model, not a curated record. Gene Ontology annotation, biological process: ammonium homeostasis; ammonium transmembrane transport. The coding region runs from base 9 to 1442 and encodes 477 amino acids. Gene Ontology annotation, cellular component: plasma membrane. Gene Ontology annotation, molecular function: ammonium channel activity. The transcript has a single exon. NCBI's taxonomy places the organism in Eukaryota, Metazoa, Chordata, Actinopteri, Clupeiformes, Clupeidae.